Messenger RNA from Lachancea fermentati, 717 nucleotides. NCBI's taxonomy places the organism in Eukaryota, Fungi, Ascomycota, Saccharomycetes, Saccharomycetales, Saccharomycetaceae. The record is from the annotation of a GenBank genome assembly.
AUGACAAUGCUCUUGAGCUCAUUACAGGUACUUUUAAGCAUUUGCUCCCUUGCUCUCGCUGCUACAAUUAAGGGUAAAUUAGAAUUGGGCCCAUUUGAAAUUACAAACAGAGCAGUCGUCAAUACCCAUUUCAAGUUAUAUAGCGUGGGAAACAACUCUUUCGAGCCCUUUGCAGCUGAAGCGCAAAUAUCAGAUGUUAAUGGAUCGUUUGUGUUUACCGAUGUUCCUGUUUUACCUCAAGUCAAUUCUUCAACAUACUACGUUCUUCAUUCUUUAUCACUGGAUUUCAAUCUCAAACCUAAUAGAAUUCUUAUUGAGCUUACUAAUGUGGGCGAAGGUGAACCCACAAUUAAAGCAUACAAGAAUAUUUUUGGGAAAGAGUACUUUCCAUCGCCAGAAAUCAUGUAUCCUGAGCGUUUAGAAGAAAUAGCUGCAUAUCCUUACAUCACCAUCUCAACAAUUAACAAAGCCCCUUUAAGGAUGUACGUUCAGCAGAGAAACGUUGGCAUGUUCCAGAGCGGCCCCUUGGCUAGUAUUGUCAACUCGAAGUAUAAAAUGGCUGGUGUGAUUACGGUAAUAAUGAUGCUACUAUUUCCUAUGGUUCUAGAGAAGCUUGAUCCUGAAACUGCCAAGGCAGUCAAGGAAGAAAGAAUACGGAAGCAAAGGGAGAAAUACGAAACCAAAAAAGUCGAGCAGAAUAGUUCAAGUGCUGAUUGA